GGAAGGGAGCGGGGACCUGCCCUUCGCCUGCCGGCUUCUGGAAGAAGCGUCUCCCGUUUCGGCCCCGGAAUAAGAAACCCGGACCUUGCCUGCCGGGCUCCGCGAUGCCGCAGGUUUAGAAUGGAGUUCAGAUACCAUACCCCAAAGAUGCUGGCAGAGACAUUCUGACUCAUUAAGGGAGAGCCGGCUGAUAGCAGAGAGGGGUGACAUCAGCCUUGCAGACAUUGCCCUGGGGAAUUCUGAGCAGUGUUGUACAGCACCACCUGGCCAGAUGGAGACCACCAUGGGGUUCAUGGAUGACAAUGCCACCAACACCUCCACCAGCUUCCUUUCUGCGCUCAACUCUCAUGGAGCCCAUGCCGCUUCCUUCCCAUUCAACUUCAGCUACGGCGACUAUGAUAUGCCUUUGGAUGAAGAUGAGGAUGUGACCAAUUCCCAGACUUUCUUUGCUGCCAAGAUUGUCAUUGGGAUGGCCCUGGUGGGCAUCAUGCUGGUCUGUGGCAUUGGCAACUUCAUCUUUAUCGCUGCCCUGGUCCGCUACAAGAAACUGCGCAACCUCACCAACCUGCUCAUCGCCAACCUGGCCAUCUCUGACUUCCUGGUGGCCAUUGUCUGCUGCCCCUUUGAGAUGGACUACUAUGUGGUGCGCCAGCUCUCCUGGGAGCACGGCCACGUCCUGUGCACCUCUGUCAACUACCUGCGCACUGUCUCUCUCUAUGUCUCCACCAAUGCCCUGCUGGCCAUCGCCAUUGACAGGUAUCUGGCUAUUGUCCACCCGCUGAGACCACGGAUGAAGUGCCAAACAGCCACUGGCCUGAUUGCCUUGGUGUGGACGGUGUCCAUCCUGAUCGCCAUCCCUUCCGCCUACUUCACCACCGAGACGGUCCUCGUCAUUGUCAAGAGCCAGGAAAAGAUCUUCUGCGGCCAGAUCUGGCCUGUGGACCAGCAGCUCUACUACAAGUCCUACUUCCUCUUUAUCUUUGGCAUCGAAUUCGUGGGCCCCGUGGUCACCAUGACCCUGUGCUAUGCCAGGAUCUCCCGGGAGCUCUGGUUCAAGGCCGUCCCUGGAUUCCAGACCGAGCAGAUCCGCAAGAGGCUGCGCUGCCGCAGGAAGACGGUCCUGGUGCUCAUGUGCAUCCUCACCGCCUACGUGCUGUGCUGGGCGCCCUUCUACGGCUUCACCAUCGUGCGCGACUUCUUCCCCACCGUGUUCGUGAAGGAGAAGCACUACCUCACUGCCUUCUACAUCGUCGAGUGCAUCGCCAUGAGCAACAGCAUGAUCAACACUCUGUGCUUCGUGACCGUCAAGAACAACACCGUCAAGUACUUCAAAAAGAUCAUGUUGCUCCACUGGAAGGCUUCUUACAAUGGCGCUAAGUCCAGUGCAGACCUGGACUUCAAGACGAUCGGGAUGCCUGCCACCGAAGAGGUGGACUGCAUCAGACUAAAAUAACCCCCUGGACUUUGCAAAGUUUAAACACAAAGCAGGGUCCUGUGGACACUGACUAGUGUGCUUGGAUGCACAUCAACCUGGAACUUUUUGUUUGCUGCAGAGGGCAAAGUAAACGGACCACUCUGUGAACAAUGUUUUCAAGGAGCUCAGAGUUUCUAAAAUGCAUGUGACCAGACACUAUCAACAGUGGCAUUUGCUGAAUGUCUAAUUUGCACACCAGUAGGUACUGGUAAAACCUAUAUAUGUUGAUGACAUUUAGUUGGCAAAAUGAAAUUGGAAUUAAACCAAGGAAAAUGUGGUGGUGUAGAUAGAAGUAACGGAGUUUCCACAAAAGAACUGGAGUAGGUAUCUAGGAUUGCAGUACAUGUGUUCGUAGUGUGAGAGUAUCUCUGGGCCAUCCACCUACUCAUCAGACACUAAUCUAGCCCAUCUCUGGGAAUAUUCUUCCGCUGGAGUUCAUGCCUAACAUUUGCAAGCCUGGAGCAAGAAUACGAAAGAGACUCUAGGCUCCUUCUGCAGCCCUUCUCCUCUCAUCUUUCAUGGUGAGGGGCCUUGCAUGCAUGUGCAUGGACACCCCGGUAUUCAUGGCCAAGUUCUGUGCAAACUCUUCCUCCCACACUGCUCUAUGGCCACCCUCAGGCCCAGGGCUCUGCACAUAGGUGGUAAGGCUCUUCAUCAGAAAGACUGGCUUGGUGAAGAAGACACAUAGACCCUGGAUGCCAUUUGGACAGGGAAUUAUGGGGUUCUGGGUACCUGGAGUAAGUCCAGAGGGGGAAGCCUGGAUUCAGGGUAGGCAUGUCCCCUGGCUCCAUGGACUUUUUGCCUUCAGUGAGAAGGGAGGUGCAAGUGGAGGAGAGUCAGAACAGGAAGGCAAAACUGGAAGCAUGUGGGGCUCAUUGCAGCUCAGGUGUGGCAGGGGCUCAGGCUCUCCAGGUAUACAGAUGAUACUGUUCCCACCUGUUAUUUCAUUUGGACCAAUUAGGCUUCCCGUUAAGUCCUUCCCUUCCCUCUCAUGCCUCCACGCUUGCAAAACAUAGAAUCUUUGAAAGUGGACACAAUACCUCCUGGAUAUGGCCUUCAUUCAUUUUUCUGUUUUCACCAGCUCUCAAAUGUGAGUGAUGAAGAGUUCCCUCCUAACCAGACAGCAUGGUAAGGUAUCCUCAUCCAUAUGAUUUGAGGGCAAGAUAUCCUUAUUACUGGCGCCUGAAUCCCAUCCCAGUCUUUGUUCCUUUGGAUUAAGACUUGCUUUGCUUAUAAAAUAGGGGUCCUCUUAGGAGGGAUAAGCCACACAUUUCUAGUCCUCAGCAUGAAUGAAGUCAUGUGAUCCAGUGGCAGGGGAUGCAGGUCAGAUGCAUAUUCCAGAAGUCUGUGGUGCCCUGGGCAUCCAGGAAAGAAGGGGACAUACAGAUGGGUAGCGUCAGACCAAACAAUGAGCUUCAGUGACCCCACAGGUUGUUAAAGACUCAUCUCACUUUCUAACUUGCCUCCUUUGUUUGAUGUUUUGAGUUUUGGAGUUUGGUAUUUUGGAGCUGAAAGAUCUGAGAGCCAGACUUGACUCUGUCAACUGUGUAGCCCUGGGCAAAGCCCCUCCGAGGGGACAAAGGUAACACCUGUGAUACCUUCUGACCGAGGGGCUGUGAGAAGCCAAUGAAACAAUACGUGGGAGAUGCCUUCAACCACACAAGUUAUCAAAAGGAUGGACUAGGAACUGUGUGUAGUGCACCUGGACAAGAAAAACCUCUUACCUUGGCUUGUGUAUCCAGAAACCUGGCUGUCUCCACUUUUAUUUUUCUUUGUGUAAAUUAUUCCUUUGCGCUUCGUAACAGUGCUGUAUGCAUUAUGUGCCUAAUAGCAUGGUUGUGCAAACAAGGUCAUGAGAUUUGCUGGUAGACGCAUAAAAGAAAGGGUGGCUGGGUCUCUGGUUAGAAGAUGAGUUUAGGGGUUUGGAAACUCCAGAAUCGGAGUAUCUUUGUGAUACUGGAAGUGCUGAUCAUGUUUUCAUGCCUGUUCCUAGCCAGCAUGAAUCUGGGCAAUGGAAUAGUUGUUUCUCAAUCUGUUUUUAUUCUCACGAGUGUGUAGAGCUACAGCGUGGACUUGUCUUUUUCUUAUUUAACUCUAGAGCAGCACACUUACAAGGUUAUUUAAGUGGCAUCUGUGUGACAUGUUCCCCUCCAAAUAUAGUCAACUCCUUAUUUUGGGCAGCAAAGUUUAUUUUGUAUAGUUACUUUAUUUCCCUGAAAGACACAUUACAAAAACCUAUUUAUUUCUUCCCAUUUAUUACCCAGUAGACUUACCCUACAAUUUAAUCAG
Molecule: messenger RNA, 3763 nt
Organism: Pongo pygmaeus (Bornean orangutan)
Lineage: Eukaryota; Metazoa; Chordata; Mammalia; Primates; Hominidae
Gene: PROKR1
Product: prokineticin receptor 1
Exons: 3
Coding region: 272-1453 (393 amino acids)
Biological process (GO): neuropeptide signaling pathway
Cellular component (GO): plasma membrane
Molecular function (GO): neuropeptide Y receptor activity
Source: RefSeq, a predicted model, not a curated record